AUGAAGACCGCGGUGGCUCUGCUGCUGCUCUGCCUGUUUAAUCCAGCACAGAGUGACUGUCAGGCUGACUGCCUGUCCUGCAGCAACAUCCUGCCCAAACAGCUCAGUUUCAACACCGUGGUGUGUCUCCUUGAGUGUGAAGGCAACGUUUUACCAUCCUUCUCCUGGGACUUCUGUCGUAAAGCGCUGUCGUCACCCCUCUCCUCUCUCAGUGGUGCCAUGCGGAAAAGAUCUCAGGAGGAGGUGGAGGCCUUGUUUCCUGAGCAGGAUGAGAACAUGGAGGGAGGUCUGUCCCUGCCUGUUGCAUUACAGAGGUUCGAUCAUGUGACCCGGGCACUCGGCGUGGAUGAGAGUAACCUAGGUGGCAAGGGCGGUCAGCUGAACACUGCCUACAAUUCCCAGAAUGCCCUGUCUCUUGAAGACGAGUAUGAGGACGACGAGGCAAGGCAGGAAGGGGGGGAUUCUGAUGCGGUAGCAGGACACGGUGACGUAGGGCUGAGCGUCUCCAAGAGGUUUGGCGGCUUCAUCAAAGGAAGGCAUGACUACAGGAAACUGAUGUCCCCGGGAAGGUCGUACCAGAAGAGGUAUGGUGGCUUCAUCGGCAUUCGAAAGUCAGCCCGCAAGUGGAACAACCAAAAACGUUUCAGUGAAUUCCUGAAGCAGUACCUGGGGAUGAGCACUCGGGCCACUGAGUUCAACAGCGUGUCAGAAGACCUCACCCAACAGAAUGAGGUUUAG
Messenger RNA from Stegastes partitus (bicolor damselfish), 738 nucleotides. It is a transcript of the gene pnoca, whose product is annotated as prepronociceptin a. The record is from RefSeq and is a predicted model, not a curated record. Gene Ontology annotation, cellular component: dendrite; plasma membrane; axon terminus. The transcript is spliced from 2 exons. Gene Ontology annotation, molecular function: opioid receptor binding. Bases 1 to 738 code for a protein of 245 amino acids. NCBI's taxonomy places the organism in Eukaryota, Metazoa, Chordata, Actinopteri, Pomacentridae. Gene Ontology annotation, biological process: neuropeptide signaling pathway; chemical synaptic transmission; sensory perception.